Hyla sarda is the source of this 3864-nucleotide messenger RNA. It is a transcript of the gene ATP13A1, whose product is annotated as ATPase 13A1. Bases 72 to 3593 code for a protein of 1173 amino acids. Lineage: Eukaryota; Metazoa; Chordata; Amphibia; Anura; Hylidae. Gene Ontology annotation, cellular component: endoplasmic reticulum membrane. Gene Ontology annotation, molecular function: P-type ion transporter activity; ATP hydrolysis activity; ATP binding. Gene Ontology annotation, biological process: intracellular calcium ion homeostasis; extraction of mislocalized protein from ER membrane. The transcript has 26 exons. The record is from RefSeq and is a predicted model, not a curated record.
CCGGCGGAAGCGGAAGUCGGUGUUGCCAGGGCCAGCGCUGACGCAAGCGGAAGUGUCCGGGAGAAAAGGGAAUGGCGGCGGCGGCUGGUGUCAGCGGUGUACCGGCACAAGACGAGCUGGUCCGCUCGGUCACCCUGUACCGCCGCCGGCCCCGGUUGCUCAGAGGGACCGUGCUGCCGUUCUCCGUACUGUACCCGACCUGGCUGUACUUGUGGGUGGCGGUGUACGGGGUGUCCGAGUACCCGGAGGCCGGGCUCAUCUGUCUGGCGGCGCUGGGGGUCGUCCAUGUCCUCACCGUGCUGUCAGGCCUGUGGUCGGUGCACGCGCACUGCGCGCUCUCCUGCACUAAGGACCCCAAUCCAAGCACUGCCACCUUGGCUAAAGUUGUACCCACGCCAAACAAUGGAUCCGCGGAACUAGUGCCACUUAUCAGAGAAAAGAGUGAAGAUGGACAGGAGACACUUAGCUUUGAAUUCCAAAAAAUCAAGUAUUCAUAUGACUCGAAAGAGAGAAAAGAAUUCUUCCCGGUUGUAUUUCCCUUGGAGCGACCCCUGUCCUACUAUCAGAGCGCGAAGGGUUACGUGGAAGAGGCGGACAUUAAGGUUGCCGAGAAAACAUAUGGCGUCAACAAGGCGGAAAUGGUGGUGCCCGACUUCUUACACCUCUUCAAGGAGAGAGCCAUCGCCCCAUUCUUUGUCUUUCAGGUGUUCUGUGUGGGGCUGUGGUGUUUGGACGAGUACUGGUAUUACAGCGUCUUCACCCUCUUUAUGUUGGUGGCGUUUGAGGCCUCGCUGGUCCAGCAACAGAUGAGGAACCUGUCUGAGAUCAGGAAGAUGGGGAACAAGCCCUAUAUGAUUCAGGUUUACAGAAAUCGGAAGUGGAGGCCGAUCUCCAGCGAUGAGAUCAUCUCAGGAGACAUUGUAUCCAUAGGCAGAUCGGCCAAUGAGAACCUGGUUCCCUGUGAUGUGCUACUUCUGCGCGGGCGAUGUAUUGUGGAUGAAGCGAUGCUGACCGGGGAGUCUGUGCCGCAGAUGAAGGAGCCUAUAGAAGAUUUAGACCCCAAACAUGUUCUGGAUCUGAACACUGACUCCAGAUUACACGUCAUAUUUGGGGGCACGAAGCUUGUGCAGCACACUCCUCCCCAGAAGGCGACCAGUGGCCUCAAGCCGCUGGAUAAUGGAUGUGUGGCCUAUGUCCUAAGGACGGGAUUCAAUACUUCACAGGGGAAGCUCCUGCGCACUAUCAUGUUUGGAGUGAAACGCGUCACAGCUAACAAUCUGGAGACCUUCAUCUUCAUCCUCUUCCUCUUGGUGUUCGCCAUUGCUGCUGCUGCUUAUGUCUGGAUAGAAGGUACUAAAGAUGCCAGUAGGAAUCGCUACAAGUUAUUUUUGGAGUGCACUCUGAUCCUGACCUCGGUUGUACCUCCGGAGCUCCCCAUAGAGCUCUCGCUGGCAGUAAACACCUCUCUGAUCGCUCUGGCCAAACUCUACGUCUAUUGUACCGAGCCCUUUCGAAUCCCUUUUGCUGGUAAGGUGGAUAUCUGCUGCUUCGACAAGACCGGGACCUUAACCAGCGACAGCCUUGUGGUGCGGGGUGUAGCCGGACUCAAAGAUGGAAAGGAUAUAACGCCCAUUUCUGACAUCCCCAUCGACACUCACAGAGUAGUGGCCACUUGUCACUCUCUAGUGCAGCUGGAUGAUGGCACGUUGGUGGGAGACCCACUAGAGAAAGCCAUGCUGACGGCUGUGGACUGGGCCCUCACCAAAGAUGAGAAAGUUUUUCCUCGAGGCAUUAAAACCCAGGGCCUGAAAAUCCACCAGCGCUUCCAUUUCGCCAGCUCCCUGAAGCGGAUGUCUGUCCUGGCCUCGUACGAGCGGCCCGGCUCCACUGACCUGUGCUGUGUGGCCACGGUUAAAGGAGCUCCCGAGACACUCCACAAGAUGUUCUCUCAUUGUCCUGAGUAUUAUAACAGAGUGCACACUGAAAUCUCCAGAGAAGGGGCUCGCGUCCUCGCCCUAGGAUACAAAGAACUGGGUCACCUCUCUCACCAGCAGAUCCGGGAAAUCAAGAGGGAGACGCUGGAGUGUGAUCUGAGGUUUGCCGGCUUCAUUGUAGUUUCCUGCCCCCUGAAGGCCGACUCCAAAGCUGUCAUCAAAGAGAUUAAGAAUGCAUCGCACCAUGUUGUGAUGAUAACUGGAGACAACCCUCUCACUGCCUGUCAUGUGGCGCAGGAGCUCAACUUCAUUGUAAAGGAGGACACACUAAUCCUCCAGCCUAAAAGUGAUGGUAAAGGUGCCGGUUGGAUGUGGCAGUCCAUUGACGGCUCAGUAUCCCUGCCAGCUGUCCCAGAUUCUGUAGAAGCCUUCACUGAUAAAUACUACCUAUGCCUGACAGGGGAGGGCCUAUCCUACCUGCAGAACACGAGGGCUGGCCUGUUGUCCGCUAUCAUCCCACACACUCAGGUGUUUGCGCGAGUGUCCCCCAAGCAAAAGGAGUUUGUGAUUACCAGUCUGAAGGAGCUGGGCUACAUCACAUUGAUGUGCGGAGAUGGGACCAAUGAUGUGGGGGCACUAAAACACGCCAAUGUGGGGGUAGCGCUUCUCGCCAAUGCUCCAGAACGGCUGCCUGAGAAGAAGAGGAAGCCACGGGAAGCUGUGACAGACGGCAGACCUUCAGGACCUCCGUUCUCGAUCAACUCUAUCAAGCCCACUUCCAGAGCAGCGAGGAACCGGAUCAUGUCUCAGCGAGAGGAACAGCAGGCUCAGCAGAGGGAGAGGAUCAGCCAGGUCCUGAAGGAGUUGGAGGAGGAUCAGGUGCAGGUGGUGAAGCUGGGAGAUGCCAGUAUUGCUGCUCCAUUCACCUCUAAGCUGUCAUCCAUACAAUGCAUCUGCCAUGUUAUCAAGCAGGGUCGUUGUACUCUGGUCACAACGCUGCAGAUGUUUAAGAUCCUGGCGCUGAACGCUCUUAUCCUGGCCUAUGGGCAGAGCGUCCUAUAUCUGGAGGGAGUAAAGUUUAGUGAUUUCCAGGCUACGUUACAGGGGCUUCUCCUGGCCGGCUGCUUCCUCUUCAUCUCCCGCUCUAAGCCUCUGAAAUACCUCUCUGGGGAGCGCCCUCUGCCCAACAUCUUCAACCUGUACACCAUCCUGACCGUGAUUUUGCAGUUCCUCGUUCAUUUCGGAAGCCUUAUAUACUUAUACCAGGGAGCGCUUGAGAGAACUGAACUCAGAAAGGAGGAGUUUGUGGACUUGUAUAAAGAGUUUGAGCCCAGCCUGGUAAACAGCACGGUGUACAUAAUGUCUAUGGCGAUGCAGAUGGCCACAUUUGCUAUCAACUAUAAGGGUCAUCCUUUCAUGGAAAGCCUAAGAGAAAACAAGCCUCUGCUGUGGAGUAUUGUGCUGUCCGGUAUGGCCAUUGUUGGCCUCCUGUCUGGUACAUCUCCAGAGUUCAACGACCAGUUUGGCCUGGUGGACAUCCCUGUGGAGUUCAAGCUGGUUAUUGCCAAAGUCCUGUUUCUGGAUUUCCUUUUGGCCUGGAUGGUGGAUCGAAUCCUUCAGUAUUUCUUGGCGAGCUGUAGACUCAAAGUGCCUUCAUGAGUUCGGACAGCAAGGACUUUAACACUGCCCGCUACAAGACUCCACCUAUAGGUCAGCGUCCAGCCUUCAUUUCCCAAAGGCACCUAAGGCUCCUCAACGAGAGGAACUCCGGAAACCACAUUCUGAUGAUAAAGAAAACUCAACACUUGAAGACGUCACCACAUAUGCUCUGGACAUUACAAACUGAUCCUAUUUUUUUUUUGUUUUCUACUCGAAUUCGCUUUUGAAAAGCGCAAACGAUUUGUUAAAUAAACAGCAUUGUUGAAUUUUA